Messenger RNA from Lolium perenne, 1861 nucleotides. RefSeq names its product probable peptide/nitrate transporter At3g43790. Lineage: Eukaryota; Viridiplantae; Streptophyta; Magnoliopsida; Poales; Poaceae. Gene Ontology annotation, molecular function: transmembrane transporter activity. The record is from RefSeq and is a predicted model, not a curated record. Gene Ontology annotation, biological process: transmembrane transport.
AACAAAACCGAGGCAGAAAACUGAGGGAAAGUGGAGAUCGGUCUGAACGUGAGCUAGGCUUCAAUGGUCUGUUCUUGGCAAAGAGGAUGUCGCGCGGCUAUCAGAAUGCACGCAUCAUCUUGAUGCGGAUUCAGGAGGCCGGGCAUUGGCAAGCAUACCCUCACCGAUCACCUUCCCUCCUCGCCUACCACCAUCGAGAUGACCGGAGGCGGCCAAGAGGCGCCGUUGCUGCGCGCCAGGAAGGUGUACCAUGAAGGCUGCCCCGGGUGCAGGCAAGAGAGGAAGAUGGAGGCCGAUGACAGGAUACCAUACAUUGAUUUCCUCUACGUUUGGAUCACAUGCUUGUGUGCCGCGCUACCAAUCCAGUCAUUGUUUCCCUAUCUAUACUUCAUGAUUAGAGACUUGAACGUUGCAAAGCAAGAGGAGGAUAUUGGGUUCUACGCUGGUUUUGUCGGGGCUACUUAUUUUCUUGGAAGAACCAUCAGUGCUGUGCCAUGGGGCAUGUUUGCUGACAAGUAUGGCAGGAAGCCCUGCAUUGUAAUCAGUAUCCUUUCAGUGAUCGUAUUUAACACCCUCUUCGGCCUUAGCACGACUUACUGGAUGGCAAUUGUAACUAGGGGUCUACUUGGGUUACUUUGUGGUAUAUUAGGACCAAUCAAGGCCUAUGCUUCGGAAGUUUGCAGGAAAGAGCACCAAGCCCUAGGAAUUUCUCUUGUUACAUCUUCUCGAGCAAUAGCCCUUGUUGUUGGACCAGCCAUUGGAGGAUUUCUUGCACAGCCUGCAAAGAGGUUCCCAAAUCUUUUCUCGGAGGAAUCCAUAUUUGGAAGGUUUCCAUACUUCCUCCCUUGCUUCGUCAUAUCGGUUCUAGCAGCAGGAGCAUGUGUAGCGUGCAUUUGGCUUCCGGAAACUCUGCACAUGCACCAUGAUGACAAAACUAUUGAUACGAUGGAGGCACAAGUAUGUGAUUCAAGCUUAGAAAAUGGGAAAGUUAAACAAUCUGGAUCAGGGAGAAUGGCAUCUACAAAGAGCCUGCUAAAGAACUGGCAAUUGAUGUCAGCAAUAACCCUCUACUGUGUCUUUUCUCUCCAUGAUACAGCUUAUCUCGAGAUAUUUUCGCUCUGGGCCGUCAGCAGCAGAAAAUACCGGGGACUGAGUUUUACAUCUCAGGAUGUUGGUACAGUGCUAGCUAUCUCGGGUCUUGGUGUUUUAGUGUACCAGCUUACGAUUUAUCCAUUCCUUGCCAAGUAUGCUGGGUUAAUCAAGCCAUUCCGUUCUGCAGCGGUAUUGUCUAUACUUCUCCUUGCAACAUAUCCAUUCAUGGCCAACCUGUAUGGUAUGGAGCUCAAAGUACUCAUCAACAUAGCUUCGCUUCUGAAAAAUGUGUUUGCUGCGACCAUUACUAUUGCGUGCAACAUUCUGCAGAACACGGCGGUGGCACAAGAACAAAGGGGUGUUGCAAAUGGCAUCUCUGUGACUCUGAUGUCUAUCUUCAAAGCAGUAGCUCCAGCAGCAGCAGGAAUUUUGUUUUCAUGGGCCCAGAAGAACAUAACUGGGUUGUUCUUACCAGGUGAUCAGAUUCUGUUCUGGUUGCUGAACAUGGUGUCAGUUCUCGGGCUCUCGUUGACGUUCAGUCCGUUUUUCUCUAUGCCUAGUGCGAUGAAAUGAUAAGUGCACAAUUAUGUAUAUUUAGUUAGCUAAGUAAAACUAGGGACACUACCAGAGAUUGCAGUGCUGAAUAAAGUGGCAUGUAUUGUGUCGGACAUAGUUCUCACAUUUUUCCGGUCGUGUGGUCAAAUGUGAUGUGAUUGUCAAACUCCUACACCCAGAUGCUUUGGUUUGUAUGGUAAUUCGUUUCUGGUAA